GGCAGUAUUUUCCACACCGACAGAUAUCUGAGUAACUCUUUCCGCUCCUGUUACAGCCUGUUUCCUCGCACAGCAACUGAGCUAACAAACGAGUACAGUUAAAGGAUCCAUUCAUUUACUUUUCUCACAUCUUUCUCCGGUUUUUUAUCACAGAAACACAGACUUUUCUAAAGAUGACAGACCGCUACAACAUCCACAGUCAGCUGGAGCAUCUGCAGUCGAAGUACAUCGGCACGGGCCACGCAGACACUAGCAAAUGGGAAUGGCUGGUUAACCAGCACAGAGACUCAUACUGCUCCUACAUGGGCCAUUUCGAUCUUCUCAAUUACUUCGCCAUCGCUGAGAACGAGAGCAAGGCUCGUGUCCGCUUUAACCUGAUGGAGAAGAUGCUGCAGCCAUGUGGUCCACCAGCCGACAAACCUGAAGAUGCUUAGGGCCAUUGUGACUGAAUCCCUACUGGGUGUUUUAUAAGGCUCUGCUUUUGAUAUGUUCAUUGAGAGAUGCGCUGAGAGAAUAUAGAGAGAGCGUGGACAUAUGGGGGUUGUGGGUGCUCUUUAAAUCAUCUUGUUUGAGAACCAGCCAAUGUUUUCUUUUCUUUUUUUAUGCUGAUUUUUUUUGUGUGUGUGAUAUUUUGUAUAGGUUGUUGAACUGAAAGUGUGUCUUAAGAAAAUAAAGUUGAUACCCUAACACA
Molecule: messenger RNA, 691 nt
Organism: Megalobrama amblycephala (Wuchang bream)
Lineage: Eukaryota; Metazoa; Chordata; Actinopteri; Cypriniformes; Xenocyprididae
Gene: sf3b5
Product: splicing factor 3b, subunit 5
Exons: 2
Coding region: 174-434 (86 amino acids)
Biological process (GO): mRNA splicing, via spliceosome
Cellular component (GO): precatalytic spliceosome; U2 snRNP
Source: RefSeq, a predicted model, not a curated record